This is a messenger RNA of Doryrhamphus excisus (bluestripe pipefish), 2388 nucleotides long. RefSeq names its product X-ray repair cross complementing 6 (gene xrcc6). Gene Ontology annotation, biological process: telomere maintenance; double-strand break repair via nonhomologous end joining. The record is from RefSeq and is a predicted model, not a curated record. Gene Ontology annotation, molecular function: DNA helicase activity; double-stranded DNA binding; damaged DNA binding. Gene Ontology annotation, cellular component: Ku70:Ku80 complex; nucleus. NCBI's taxonomy places the organism in Eukaryota, Metazoa, Chordata, Actinopteri, Syngnathiformes, Syngnathidae.
AAUGAACACAGAGCUAAGGAGUACCAACAAGUCCAGUCCGUCCAUGCUAAUUUGCCAAUUCUGACUACAGUCACUUGUAAAAAGAAGUCAACAAUGGCCGAGUGGAACGCAUACUUCCGGGAUGAGGAUGAGGAUGAAGGACAGGAAGAAGGAGAGCAACCAGAAGGAGAAUACAAGGUCUUAGGGAGAGACAGCUUAGUUUUCUUGGUGGAUGCCUCAAAGGAAAUGUUCAUCAAAGGAGAAGAUGGGGAGCUGUCUAAUUUUGACAUGACCAUGCAAGUUGUGCGUAGUGUGUACACCAGAAAGAUCAUCAACAGUCCACGAGACCUUAUAGCGUUGGUCUUCUACAGCACCAAACAGAGCAAAGACCCCACCAACUCUUUCAAGCAUGUCUAUGUCUACCACAGCCUCAGCGAACCUGGUGCAAAGCGAGUGCAGGAAGUGGAUGCACUCCGGGGGGAAAAAGGCGCCCAGCUCGCAGCAGAGACCAUGGGCAGUGGUGAUACAUCGUUGCCCGACGCCCUGUGGUGCUGUGCCAAUCUGUACCGGGACUGCAAGCUACGCCUCGGCCACAAACGCCUCCUGAUCUUUACAUGCAGAGAUGGACCGCACGGCGGCGACGGCACCAAAGAUCGACAGGCUCGCACUCAAGCCAGUGAUCUCAAAGAAACCGGCGUCUUCAUAGAUUUAAUGCACUUGAUGAAACCGGGCGGCUUCGACAUCUCACUCUUUUUUCGCGACAUUAUAAGUCCACCGGAGGAUGCCAGUGAUUUAGGGCUCCAGUUGGAACCUUGUGCAAAGCUUGAAGACCUCCAGAAGAGAGUACGAGCCAAGGAGAGGAAGAAGAGAACGAUAGCCAGGCUCAAUCUGCGUCUCGGCGAGGGCAUGAAUGUAGCCGUGGGAAUGUAUUCCACUGCUGUGACUGUUCGGAAAGCAGCUCCUAUCAAGCUGUACAGGGAAAGCAAUGAGCCGGUCCGCAGCAAAACACGCACCUUCCAUACACAAACAGGAAGCCUGCUACUGCCCAGCGAGAUAAAGAAAGCACAGGUGUAUGGUAAAAAGCAGAUAGUGAUGGAGAAGGAUGAGGUGGACGCCAUCAAGAAGUUUGACGACCCCGGUUUGUUCCUGAUCGGAUUCAAACCGAUGGAAAGGCUGAAACUGCACCACCAUAUUCGACCAUCCGUCUUCCUGUAUCCUGAAGAGGGCGAGGUGCAAGGCAGCUCCUGUCUCUUCUCUGCACUGAUGACCAAGUGCAUGGAGAGGAAUGUUUUUGCCCUGUGCCGAUGCAUUUCCCGCAGAAACUACCCGCCGCGAUUCGUUGCCUUGGUGCCUCAGAAAGAGGAGGUGGACGAGCACAAGGUACAGACCACGCCACCAGGUUUUAAUGUCAUUUUCCUGCCCUACGCCGAUGACGUGCGGAGUCUGGACCCACCGCAGUCGCCGUGUGCAUCGCCAGAGCAGGUGGACAAGAUGAAGGAGAUUGUCUCCAAGCUGCGCUUCAAAUACAGGAUGGAGGCUUUUGAGAAUCCAGUCAUCCAGCAACACUACAGGAACUUGGAGGCCUUGGCUCUGGAUAUGGUGGCUCCAGAUGACAUAGAGGAUCUCAUCAUGCCAAAGUUGGACCAGAUUGACCUUCGCCUGGGUACUCUCGUCCAGGAUUUUAAAGAUCUUGUCUACCCUGCAGACUACAACCCGGACAGCAAACCAGCUGCCAAACGCAAAACAGCAAGUGCUGCCGGUACAGCAGAGAAGAAGCCCAAAGUGGAGGUUUCAGAAGAUGAGCUCAGGGUCUCCGUGCAGAAGGGCACCCUGGGGAAGAUGACUGUGGCUGCGCUCAAGGAAGCCUGCAAGCAGUUUGGCAUUCGCACCACCGGCACCAGGAAGCAAGAGCUAAUAGAUGCUCUGACUGCACAGCUGGCCCCCUGAAUGCCUCACUGUGCUUUCUGUGCCGUCUGCAAACCAAGACACUCGUUUUUUUUCCACUUUUGAGGGAAUCACAAAACCUCACUUGCUUGCUAGGAGGUACAGAUGAUAUACUUUACACCAGGGGUGUCCAAACUGCAACACAUGUUUAUGUUUAAAAAUCCACAGAUAACAACCCCGAUUAUUAGCAUUAAAAAUAAAAUGUCUUAAGCUUAUGGAAUCAAACUUUAUGUUGGUAAUUCUCAAUGCUGCUAAGACAUACCGUGCUAACUUUUUUCAUUUUUUCCCUAAACCUUCUACGAAAUGUUCUGAAGUGGUCCGUCUUUCAUUUUAGUCUUAAAAUAUACCAUAAAAAAGCCAUAAAUGACCCCAAGGUGGUGGCAGUUUGGACACCCAUGCUGGUUGUCUUUGUGUUUAACCCACAGUAAGAAAAAUUAUUUUGCAAAAAUAAAACCCAGAAUUCCA